GUGCUUGCUUACACUGGCCCAGCUGACUAAGCUGGCAAAGCAUGAAAGUGCUGCCAUCUUCGAGGAGGCAGCGCCUGAUCAGUUUGUCUUGUUUUUGGUUGCUUUGCGCCUCAGCUUGGCCAGCUUCCGCUCCACCGUUUUGGUGGCAGAGACUGGGCUCUUCCGAGCAUGUGAGAGCGCGCGAAUUGUGCAGCAUCUCGAAUGUGGUGGAACAUAUCAUUUCGCAUAUCCUGAGAGUAGAGCCGCGCCAGCCGAGGAACCUAUUGGCGAGGCCUUCCGCGAUUUCCCUUGCACGCAAUGCAGCGAUUGGGGCGCAAAUUGGUUGAGCCCAGAUUUGGCAGCCUAUGGUGUGCUAAGAGCACCCACGGCUGCAUUGUUCAUCGAGUACGACGGGUACUACCGCCACAUGGAGCCGUCAGGUCUUGCAAGAGAUAUGCGCAAGACGAACGCCUUACGACGUUUCGGUCCAGCAGGAUCCUUGGUAAUUCGAAUUGCCCAUGGGAAUCGAGAGUGGAGGGACAAGUCUGUGCAAAUAGAAGUUGACACAUGGUACCCCGAGCACUCUCCUUCCUUGUUUAAAACGGUAGAGCAAGUGGUGGCUUUUCUCUUGCGACGUUGCCGUGGGAAGCUGAGCGCAGCUUUGGUUUCACGCCUGGAGUUACUUGAGGGGCAAGGAAUUGAUGCAAAGGGUUGCAUCUUCGCGAAACAGGCAGAAGUGAUUGGAACUUCAAACAAACUGCCACAAGUUGAGAAAUAUCUAUUGGGAAGCUUGUGUAUGACGAGGCAUGACGUUGCCAAAGUGGUCGCUUCUUUUCCGCCAGUGCUUGGCUACAGCGUUGAGGCAAAUCUGAAGCCCACUGUGGAGUGGAUCAAGGGUUUGGGCUUGAGCCAGUCACAGGUCGCCAAGGUGAUCGCGACGUCCCCUCCAGUGCUUGGCCUAAGCAUUGAGGCAAAUCUGAAGCCCACUGUGGAGUGGAUCAAGGGUUUGGGCUUGAGCCAGUCACAGGUCGCCAAGGUGGUCGCUUCUUGUCCGCAAGUGCUUGGCUACAGCAUUGAGGCAAAUCUGAAGCCCACUGUGGAGUGGAUCAAGGGUUUGGGCUUGAGCCAGUCACAGGUCGCCAAGGUGGUCGCUUCUUUUCCGCAAGUGCUUGGCUACAGCAUUGUAACAAAUCUGAAGCCCACUGUGGAGUGGAUCAGGGGUUUGGGCUUGAGCCAGUCACAGGUUGCCAAGGUGGUCGCUUCUUUUCCGCAAGUGCUUGGCCUAAGCAUUACAACAAAUUUGGCCGUCAAAUGCAAUCUUGUUCGGCAGUAUUUCGUCGGGAAGAGCGUAGCAGAUUUGUUUGCACAAGAACUGAUUCUUGAUACGGGCGGGUCUUCACGAAAGCUUUGCAAGGAAGCGCCACGAGAUCCGCAACGCGAUGCCAUGCAG
Symbiodinium pilosum is the source of this 1429-nucleotide messenger RNA. The record is from the annotation of a GenBank genome assembly. NCBI's taxonomy places the organism in Eukaryota, Dinophyceae, Suessiales, Symbiodiniaceae.